AUGCCUGACCGCCGUCUGUCGCAGCUGCUUAAGGCAAAACUUCUGUGGCGAACGUCGACUUCUCCCACGCCCACCACCACCACUACUAAUACUACGACGACUAAAACUACCGCUCAUCCUCCUCCUACAACCUCGCCGUCUCCAAGCCCCAGGCAGAAGCAUAAACCGGUUCAUCUGAAAAGAAAGGCCGCCGCAACGGACCCGCGCGUCGACCCCAACCCAGCCAAUUCCACCUCCGAUCUUUCUUGUUCUCUGCCGCCACAUCUCUUGACCCCCGACGAACCGGACGCUGACGCCAAACGUCGCGCCUAUAGCGUUGUUUCUUCCCUUCCUCUUGACCCUCCCAGUUCCCCCGAAGAGAUUGCCGGCCCGGCCACUGGGUCGUCCACGGGUCGCGAGCAAUACUUCACCACCCACUUUGAUCGACACCACAAGGAACCACACGACGAUCCGAUCCAGCAGAGUCCGACGGUCGCAAGGACAGUUUCUCGAAAACCGAUAGAGGCGAGGAAGGAUAAAACAAAAUCGCAAGCCCAGUCGCAACACAAGAAGAAGGAGCCGGGCGGGGAGGAAGUGAACAAAAAAGAAAAAGAAAAGGAGGAAGCGAAGAUAAACGACGACCGUGUCCGGAACGACCCCGAUUUUCUGCCACCCAACUUGACCCCGAAAUCCAAUCUUGCCUCCUCCCCACCACCGACUUCCGCCGGCGACGACUUGCUGCUACUACCUUCGCCUUCCGCAACCCCUCUUCCUCCCUCAACCACGUCCGUUGGGCCUGUUGGCGCCGUCUCGCUCCAGCCAACUUAUCGACCCGCCUGGGAACGUCCCAGCGCGACCCCGUUUGACUCCCAGUUGACUCCGUCCUUGGAUGCCGUCGCGGAGAAUAUUGCUGGAGAAGCCGCCCAUCAAUAUUUCCCUUCUUCUCCCUCGUCGCCCAUCCCGAAACGACCCAGUAUCGGAGUUCGUCGGCAGUCGCUUCUGCCAGCCUCCCAUCAGCACUUGAUCAGUGGCCUCCUGGGUUUGGGAUCCUCGCAGACCGGCGCUCCAAGCAACGGUCGCAUCGCCACGGUCAGCAACGAAAUGCUUCCGCGCAAGAUCUGGGUCAAGCGCCCAGGUGGCUCAGCCACCUUGGUCCCGACACUGGACGAUUCGUUGGUCGAUGAGCUCCGUGAUCAGGUUAUCAUGAAGUACUCCAACUCGCUGGGCAAAACCUUCGACUCGCCCGAUAUUGUGAUUCGCAUUGCUCCGCGAGAAGGCUCAAAUCGACAGUCGACCCCUGAGCGGGUUCUGAGUCCUGAAGAACCACUAGGCGUGGUGAUUGAUAGCUAUUACCCUGGCGGUCAAUCAGUGGACGAAGCCUUGAUCAUCGACAUCCCUCAACGUCGCACCCCGAAGCCUUCGCCUCGCCACAACGUGUACUACCAUCAUUCGGAACCUGGGGAACAUGGCGAGUACUUUCCGCUAAUGCCUGCAAAUCCGGGUGUCCCAACGCCUCCGGGUCAUGGAUCGGCUUCUUCCAGCGUGAAUACUCACACAGCACCAGCCAUCUCAAUUCUCACCACGGGGAUGGCGCCACCGCUUCCUUCACCAGGCAGUCGAGGAAAUCGGCAUUCCCGCCGUCCUCCGCUCACUCGGCAUACUACGAACUCACCCACAAUGCUCGGUACUCCGCCCAAUCCGAAAGACUCCGUGAUACCCGCAGGCCCUCAACCACCUCCGACAGCCCCGUCGAUUCCCACGCCGCCUGUCCCUCCACCUGAAUCACCGCAAAGCAAGUCACACACCCCUCCCGCACGUGUUGCCUCGCCUCGUCCGCGUCCGUCUGCAAAGUCGAAAAAGUCGAAAAAGGGCAGUGUUUCACAGUCGCUGAAUGCUGCUUUUGGUGGGCUGAUCGAGGGUACCGUCCCUCCGAUUAACGUUCUCAUUGUCGAAGAUAACAUCAUCAACCAAAAGCUCUUGGAAGCGUUCAUGAAGCGUCUUAGUGUUCGAUGGAAAUGCGCCGCAAACGGCGAGGAGGCGGUAAAAAAAUGGCGUCAGGGUGGUUUCCACCUGGUUCUGAUGGAUAUUCAACUGCCCGUCAUGAACGGUUUGGAUGCGACGAAGGAGAUCAGGAGAUUGGAGCGCCUGAACAGCAUCGGUGUCUUUCCUAAGACCGCCUCUGGACGAUCAAGCGCCAGCUCUCUCACUGCGGAAACCUACCAAGCUUCCGAAGGUACUCUCAAGGAGGAGGAUGUACUGCACGACCUAUCGCUGUUCAAGAGUCCCGUCAUCAUCGUCGCUCUCACCGCCAGCAGUCUGCAAAGUGAUCGUCACGAGGCAUUGGCUGCCGGCUGCAAUGACUUUUUGACCAAGCCCGUCGGAUUUCCCUGGUUGGAACAAAAGGUGACGGAAUGGGGCUGUAUGCAGGCCCUAAUCGACUUUGAAGGCUGGCGCAAGUGGCGAGGCUUCGCAGAUGAACCCCAAUCAUCAUCGCCGCCGAUUGAUAGUCACACGAGCCCCUUACAUAUCGGUGCCAACGGCGUGUCGCGCAAGACAUCGACCGCCUCGUCAGCGACCAGUCCAACGACGCGAAAGAUCGAUGCCGGGCCGGGCGAAAUCAAACGGAAACCUCUCCUCCCAGAACUCGCCAAACCUGCAGACCUUCUUCCGGAGGAGCCUUCAGGCAGCGGCAGUGGGGAAAGCAACGAGACACUGGACUCACCCGCCAGUCCGCUGGCCCUCCCUGUCGGGGACGCGGGCGAGCCAUCAGGCGAUAUUGGUCCUCACGUUCCUCUGAACGCAUCGUAG
Molecule: messenger RNA, 2787 nt
Organism: Aspergillus clavatus NRRL 1
Lineage: Eukaryota; Fungi; Ascomycota; Eurotiomycetes; Eurotiales; Aspergillaceae
Product: putative response regulator
Exons: 3
Coding region: 1-2787 (928 amino acids)
Biological process (GO): osmosensory signaling via phosphorelay pathway
Cellular component (GO): Mcs4 RR-MAPKKK complex
Molecular function (GO): protein kinase activator activity; phosphorelay response regulator activity
Source: RefSeq, a predicted model, not a curated record